Tremella mesenterica DSM 1558 is the source of this 1779-nucleotide messenger RNA. RefSeq lists its product as uncharacterized. The record is from RefSeq and is a predicted model, not a curated record. Bases 1 to 1779 code for a protein of 592 amino acids. The transcript has 5 exons. NCBI's taxonomy places the organism in Eukaryota, Fungi, Basidiomycota, Tremellomycetes, Tremellales, Tremellaceae.
AUGAGGAAGGAGAAGACUGGGGAAGAAGCAAAGGUGACCAAGAAGGUCAAGAAGCAAAAGGAGAGCGAUGAGGGACCGGCGGAAAAGAAGGUUAAAAAGAUCAAGGCGGGUGAGGAACUUCCUCUGAAGAAAAAGAAAGUCAAAAAAAGUGAGACGAUAGGAGAGGAUGGUGUCAAGAAGGUCAAGAAGAUCAAGACAGAGGAGGAGCGUGCAAAAGCCAAAGAGGCCAAGGCCAAGGUCAAGGUCGAGAAGACUGAAGCUAAGGGCACUCCGAAGAAGAAGAAGGCCAAGAGGGACAAGACAGCGGAAGGAAGUACCGUUAAAGGGAAAGAUGGAGAAAAAAAACAACGGGCCAAGCCGGUCAAGAAACCCGUAGCUCCUGUGGAACCGCCCACAUUUGAGAACGUUGCCACUCGUCUGGGUCGAGAAGAAGCAGAACAGCGCAUUCAAUUACGCGAAUUUGUCGUGCGCUUCCGAACCAUCUUGGGAGUUCCUGAGAGAUGGCUGGGCCCGUUGGACGAUUUCGAUCGGUCGGUAACGGAAGCAGGCGUCCGAGCAAUCGCUGGCGGUAUGCUUGACUUGAUCAAAGAUGAGUAUGAGAUGUCAGGGAUCGACAGCGAACGGAAGACCCUCGAUGUUCUGAUUCGCCUUCGAGAAGAGUUGCGCUACUACGCCGACUUGGCUCGGUUCUCUUCCGUCAUCACUUCCCUCACCCUCCCUUUGGGGCUCCGCCUGCCUCCGGCUCCAGAAGACCGUCGAUCGAUGCAUGUCUCAGCUGUGCGACAACUGCUGAAUCUAGAGAAGGACGAGAGUCCCCCUUCGUGGUCUGACGUCGGACCCUCACGACGUGUUGGAACGUCAAGGAUCCCUCAACCCACUGAAGUCGUCCGGAUGCUCAUUGCGCUGAGUGAGCGAUGCUUGCAAACUCCGAUACUCAGAGCGAAUGUGGAACAGUUUUCCAAAGAGAACGAGGACCGACGGAAACAUGCCAGCUUGAUGAAGAAGGAGAUGAUUAAUUGGGAGACAACGAAAAGAAAGUUGACGGAGGCUCGGGUGAGAUGCCAAACGGCCGCCGAGACCAAGGCGAACAAGGAGGAAUUCCUGAAAUCUCAGCACGAACACGAUAUGCGAGUAGCUUUAUACGAUGUCAACCUGCGUUCGGCUUUAUCCCACAGAGCAUCACGAUUCGAACCGCUCGGGGUCGAUCUGGACGGACGGGUGUAUUAUGUGCUGUCACAACGUCUGGUUGACGAGGAAGGCUCUCGUCCUCCUGUUGGUUGGGCCUCUGGACUGAUGGUGUGGGGCAAGGGCGUUCCAAGUAAAGGUGAAGAGUUGGACGACUCAUUGCCAGCAGACAUGGAACGUUGGAGUUACUUCGGUCGAUCAAACUCUACCACGCAAUUGGUCAAAUGGUUGACAUGGCGAUACAAGAUGAAAUUGGAAUCUAUGCGUCCUGUGAAAGUGAAAACACCGAAUAAAACCCCCAUCAAGUUGACGCCAAGCAAGAAAACCAAAGCUUCCACACUCUCGGCUUCUUCUCUAUCCAGCAUUUCGGAUUCGGGAUCGUUGCCAGAUGGUAAGAUCGAUUCGGAAUCUAGCGUUUCUCUCUCGCCUCCACCGAUAGAUCAUGUAGAAGAGUUGAGAACGCUUUACCGCGCAGAGGGGUAUUCGCCCGAUAUGAAGACUGUGGAGGAAGAAGGAAAGGAGUUGUUGGGAAGAUUAGGAGAGGUUGUCAAGUGGCUUGAGGUGUUGGAGCAUUAUGGAAUGGGGGAGAAGUGA